AAAGUUUAUAACAGGAAAGAAGGGAUGCAGGUGAACGGAUACAGGGGGAGGUGUUUAUGAACAACCGUUGAAGGCGGGAUUGAGGCAGUGUGUUCUGAACCUUUGGGAUAAAAUUGGACUAUCGGAGGAAAGGAAACAGUAGAAUAACAAAAUGGCUGACCAACUGACAGAAGAACAGAUUGCCGAAUUCAAAGAGGCUUUCUCACUGUUCGACAAGGACGGAGAUGGAACUAUCACCACCAAGGAGCUGGGGACAGUCAUGCGGUCUCUGGGCCAGAACCCCACUGAGGCCGAGCUGCAGGACAUGAUCAACGAGGUGGACGCUGACGGAAAUGGAACAAUAGACUUUCCUGAGUUUCUGACCAUGAUGGCGAGGAAGAUGAAGGACACAGACAGUGAGGAAGAGAUCAGGGAAGCGUUCCGUGUGUUCGACAAGGACGGCAACGGCUACAUCAGUGCCGCUGAGCUGCGCCACGUGAUGACCAACCUGGGCGAGAAGCUGACGGACGAGGAGGUGGACGAGAUGAUCAGAGAAGCCGACAUCGACGGCGACGGGCAGGUCAACUACGAAGAGUUUGUACAGAUGAUGACAGCAAAGUGAAGGCCUUGUACAGAAUAACUUUUCUUGUAUAAAAUGAUUUGCCUUUUUCUCUGUUUGUAAUUUAUCUGUAACUCAUAUCUUCCUGCUGUCCUAAGCCCUCAUCCCAUUUUAUUAUCAUUCUUUGAUAUUUUUGUUGCCAUUGUCUUUAAAAGAAAAAGAAUUU
Messenger RNA from Anguilla anguilla (European eel), 764 nucleotides. RefSeq names its product calmodulin-1. The transcript has 6 exons. Lineage: Eukaryota; Metazoa; Chordata; Actinopteri; Anguilliformes; Anguillidae. Bases 152 to 601 code for a protein of 149 amino acids. The record is from RefSeq and is a predicted model, not a curated record. Gene Ontology annotation, molecular function: calcium ion binding.